UAGUCAUUAAAAUGUAAACAACAAAAUCUAAACAAACUUAUUACAAGAUAUCAAUUGUAAAUGGAAUUAUAAUGACUGACGGGCGGGAUACUGUUUGAAUUUUAUGUGUUCAACAAGGAACCCUAAUACUCUAAUUAUGAAAUAAUGUCAAUUCACGUAUAUGUUUAACUAACAACACAGUUUUGAACUUAAAGUACAGUCACCUGCAACGACAUGUGUAAAAUUUUUACGUUUACAUUAAAAACAUAACCUGACCUAAUACUAACGCAAAUGUUCUUCAAAAGUUUAAGAAAGCAAGUUAUAAAGCAACUAAAACAGAAACCGUAAUCUCCACGUUACUACAGUUUGCAAUCAAAAAUAGGUUAACGAUCAAAAGUUAGGUGUUAAUAUUAGCUUAAGUGUUAUUUGUUUGCAAGAUUGUCAAAUACAAUUGACAUUCAAAGACGAGAUACCUACCUACAUUUUUUAUGUAUUAAGUAACUCUUAAAUGUUGUUAUUAAUAAAAUAUUAACGCUAACUGUACCUAAACUAACCUUUGAUCACACAUGCUUACCUUUGCUGUAAAUUGAAACUUUUGUUUUUCGUUAAAAUAUUGGUAAAAUUUUAUAUUUGCUGAUCAUAAGGAACAUUUUUAGGCAGUGCUUGUAAACCUUUUUCGCAAUGUUAAUUUUCACAGUUUUGCAUUGAAGUUUAUCUAAAAGUUUUUAACUUUUACGACAAAAAUGUUUACGAUUUCUUUGUCUGAAUUUGCAAAAUUUUGGUAUAAAUCGAGACCCCGAGUUCAUUAAAAAGAAUUAAAUCAGUGUUAUUAUACCGUGUUCAUCAAGAACCUGCAAAGUAUUGUGAUUGUGCUUCAACGAGAGGAUUCCCUGCAAAAAUCAUGUCGGACAUUGAGUAUUACAACAAGAUUGAAGCCAAGCCUCGAGCUGCCCGCAAGCGGGAGGACUUGGAGGACGACGAGCGCCCCAUUCAGCGACCUCGGAAGGCGAGCAAGGCGGUGUUUUACGAUUCUGAGGACGAGCAUGCUAGCAAACGUACAAAGACACUAAAGAAGCCCCCACCGUCUAAGCGCAAGUCUGCUGCAGGCCUUGAAAAAGAUCUCUUCGAUUCGGAAGACGAACAAGUUCAUAAGCGAGUCGGCAAAGAGACGAAGAGACCUGCAGCGUUGAAGCGCAAACGAGCUCGGGCUGACGGUUGGGAGCUGGAGCUGGACGACGAGGAAGACGUCGAGGCCAGCAGAGCGCGCGCCGCGCCCGGCCGCCUGCAGUCCGUGCUCACGCGCCGCGUGGCGGACGGCAACCUGCGCAGCACCGCCAACCUGCCCGGCGACCUGUUCGUGGAGCUGCGGCUCUACAACGCCAAGGACAUCCGCUCGGUGGCGCCCAAGGAUCGCUGGGAGAAAUCGGUCUUGGCGCUCAAGUACCAGACGGAUUCUGACGCUGAGGAAGUGAAUCUCUUGCGCCAGUUUAUUAAGAGAGCGCGCGCAGAAUUCGUUGAGGAAGGUACAUUUUUCCCCAAUAGGAAGUAGGUAGAUUUAGGUACGAGUAGUUUUAGUUUUUAUUAUAAUUUGUAUCUUAGUUGUAAGUUAUUGAAAUAAUAAAUACUUGAUUAUACUUUAUAACGUACUGAGUGCUCAAUCUAUUUGAUUUUAUUUAUAACAACCCUUUCCUUAAGUAACUUUUGUAUUUGUAACAUAAAAUUAAAUAUUAAAAAUGUCGAACAGAUCUAUAUACUGUUCGGUUUGUGAUAUUUCCGUCAAAAGUAAAGCUUUCUCAGCUCAUCUUAGAAGUACGAUUCAUAAAAAUAACUCAGCCGUUGAAGUAUGUGAUGGUAUAGAAAAAGUAGCCAGUGCUUUCCGUAGUCGAAUCGCAUCGUACCGAUUGCGC
Molecule: messenger RNA, 1886 nt
Organism: Ostrinia nubilalis (European corn borer)
Lineage: Eukaryota; Metazoa; Arthropoda; Insecta; Lepidoptera; Crambidae
Exons: 4
Coding region: 881-1528 (215 amino acids)
Source: RefSeq, a predicted model, not a curated record